Dracunculus medinensis (Guinea worm) is the source of this 1446-nucleotide messenger RNA. NCBI's taxonomy places the organism in Eukaryota, Metazoa, Nematoda, Chromadorea, Rhabditida, Dracunculidae. The record is from the annotation of a GenBank genome assembly.
AUGAAAUCCACAUUGAUUUUAUUAAUCACAUCGCUGUUAAUUCUAAACGAUGCAUCUCCACCUGAGCUCAGACUACGUGAUAAUCUCUUGCACGAUUAUAAUCCACUUGAACGACCAGUUGAGAGAAGUGAAGACCCUGUUAUGGUAACACUUGGCGUAGUGUUCCAGCAAAUUAUCAAUUUAAACGAACGUGAAGAAAAGUUGGAAGUUAACGCUUGGCUCAAAUAUUCGUGGAAAGAUAUGAAGCUUCGUUGGGAUCCAUUAGAAUAUCAAAACGUUACAGACUUGAGGCAUCCUGCUGGAAGCAUUUGGCAGCCUGAUAUUCUUCUUUAUAACAGCGUUGAUUCAACAUUUGAUAGCACUUUUAAAGUGAACGUUAUCAGCUACAAUGAUGGGACAAUUUCAUGGAUACCGCCAGGAAUUUUUAAGGUCUCCUGUAAAAUUGAUAUUUAUUGGUUCCCUUUCGAUGAACAAAUUUGCUAUUUUAAGUUUGGUUCAUGGACGUUCAGUGGUAAAGAAAUUGAUUUACAACCCGGUGAAUUUGAUAUGUCGGACUUUAUUGAAAAUGGUGAAUGGGUGAUUCUAAAAACUUGGGAUGAACGGAAUGAGAAAUUCUACGACUGCUGCCCGGAACCUUAUCCCGACGUCAAAUUUUUCAUACAUCUGCGGCGGCGAACAUUAUAUUAUGCAUUCAAUUUAAUAAUGCCAUGUAUGCUAACAAUGAUCUUAACUGUGCUUGGUUUCACGCUAAGUCCAGAUACCUGUGAAAAGAUUGGAUUACAGAUCUCAGUUUGCCUUGCUAUUUGUAUUUUUCUCACGAUAAUGAAUGAAAUGACACCACCGACUUCCGAAGCAGUUCCUUUGCUGGGCAUAUUCUUCCAGAGUUGCAUGGUUAUAUCUGUAGCAGCGACAGCAUUUACUGUAUAUGUUCAAGCAGUUCAUUUCCGGAAUCCUGACAAUCAGCGCCGAAUGGGAUUUUGGAUGCGAUAUAUUUUACUUGAAUGGAUUGCUUUUAUACUUCAAAUGCGUCAACCGAAACGAGAAAAUAAUCUGAAAACAAUAAAGGACAGUUGGCAACAACGAAAAAACCGUUCUAAAGAAGAUCGAACAGCUUUUUCUUAUAAUGAUGGUAAAUCAAAAGUUAUACAAAAAAUUGGUGAAUCUUUGCAAGAAAAUUUUCAAUAUUUCAUGUUUCAUAUUCAAAUAGGUCAAUAUACGAAAAACGAUCAAAAUUUACAACAACGGUUGAGACUUCUUGACAGAAUUUACAGUCACGUCAAGUCAAUUCGGGAAAGAAGUGAUGAGGAGAUAGAAGUCAAAUAUAUCGCAAAUGAAUGGCGAUUUGCUGCUAUGGUUGUGGAUCGACUUGGCCUUUUGCUAUUUACAACUGUUAUUGCAAUAACAUCAUUAAUAAUUUUUACACGUGCACCUUAUCUUGUCUCAUGA